Molecule: messenger RNA, 7267 nt
Organism: Myxocyprinus asiaticus (Chinese sucker)
Lineage: Eukaryota; Metazoa; Chordata; Actinopteri; Cypriniformes; Catostomidae
Gene: washc2c
Product: WASH complex subunit 2C
Exons: 25
Coding region: 3200-6805 (1201 amino acids)
Biological process (GO): retrograde transport, endosome to Golgi; protein localization to endosome
Cellular component (GO): early endosome; WASH complex
Molecular function (GO): phosphatidylinositol phosphate binding; retromer complex binding
Source: RefSeq, a predicted model, not a curated record
UGAAAAAAAGAUUUAUGUAUUUAGAGAUAAUGGCACAGGAUUUAAUUGAUAUAUUUAUCCAGAUGUAAUUUUGCAUGAUGGGAGAUUAAUAUUUACGAUUUAGAUUUAACGUUUAACAUUUAUAUUAGGGUUGUUAAAAAAUGUCAUAUCAUAUAUUGAUAUAUAUAUCAUACGAUACAAGGUUUACGAUUCAAUACCAUAUGUAUAGUACGAUACAUAAACAAACACAUUAUAGUGUAAUUAAACCCAAGCAGCACAACACUGAGAGCUGGGAAAAGCACUUGCAGUACAUAGGCGAGAAGAUCGAUGGCAAACAUCUAGUAGAUUGUACUGUAGCGGUACUCCUAGUCGAAUUUGCCAAACAACGGUGUCAUGUCCCGGUGCUACAGUAUAUCAAGUAUGUCGUUUUGUUUACGCCGACUUCACCGCGCAAAUCGGUGGGUUUGCGAGGCAGAAACAGCUGCAAGUUAUAACAGCCAUCUCUCCCAGCCGACACUGAGCAUGACAUGCACAACAAGACGCUCAAAACUAUCAAACAACUGCUUAUUAAAAAAACUGACAAUGUAAGAAACCUGUGUGUGACGAGGAGGAGGGCGUGGCCGUGAUGGAGCACGGCCGGCACUGAAUCAGCUGAUAGGCGGGAGAGCGAGAUAAGGGGUAGCCGGAGAUGCUGGUUCGAGAGAGAGAGAGACGCACGUGGCCGUGUUGUGUGUGUCUGUUUGUCUUAUGGUUUAUGUUUGUUUUAUGUUGAGGUUUGCAUUAAAACUUUAUGUUGACUGUUCAGCCGGUUCCCGCCUCCUCCUUGCCUGUCCUUUACCUGUUACAGUGGUGCCAAAACCCUGGAGGGAGGAGGGAUGCGCUGUCACGGAGUCCUCGCUGCUGCCACCCGCCAGGGGAGCAGCCACGGCUGUCUGCCUGUGGACGGAGGGGUCGCUGCCGGCUGCCGAGAGCUGGAGGAACCACGGCCAUCUGCCGAGAAGGGGAGGAGGGGUUCCAUCCACCAGGGGGCUGGAGGACUUAAUGCUGUCCGCUAGGGGAGGAGUGAGCUGGCGUCCGCCAGAGAGUAGAGGAGGACUGGGCGACAGCACGUCCGGAGCCGGCGAACAAGUUCUUCUCUCUCUCUCUCUCUCUCUCUCUCCUCUCUCUCUCUCUCGCUCUCCCUUUCCCUCUCCCCACGGCUGACAGAACAGCUGGAAGGGCUGGGGAGGAGUGUGACAAAGAGGAGGGUGUGGCCGGGCCUUGAUGGAACACGGGCAGUGCUGAAUCAGCUGAUCAGCGGGAGAGCGAGAUAAGGGGCAGCCGGAAACACCUCAUAAGAGAGAGAGAGGGACCCACGUGGCCGCGUUGCAUGUGUGUUCGUUUAUGUUUUAUGUUGUGUUUCAUCAUUAACGUUAUGUUUACUGUUCAGCCGAUUCCCGCCUCCCCCUUGCCCGUCCUUUACCUGUUACUCUGUGAUUACAUGAGACUUAUAAUUCUCUGCUUUUGACUUUGAAAUGUAAAAAGCUUUGAGAACAACACUUGCGUGCUUUGGAUACACUGGUAAUAAUGGCAGUAAAAUUUACAUGCAAAGUGAAACUGAGGGAAGAGGGAAGAACUGGGCAUGUCGGUGCCCCCCCUUCGGUGGAAUUGUAGAUGGCACGCCACCAACAUCUGACACGCCAGGCGGCUUUCUCCUCUGCAGGCGCUUCUCUGCCAGGGAAAAUUGAUCGCUUUACUGCAUCUGUUUUUCAGUGAGGGCUCUGAAUGCCACAUCGCUACUGAUGGCAUACCAAGCCAAACUGCUGGAAGAUAUGAGGAAAUCUGCGUUAUAGCGGAUUUGAACUUGCGGACCCCCCGAGGGGCAGUUCAGAGCUGCGGCUGCAGCAUGGGCCUCUCGGUGAUGGGAGAGAUGGUAUUAUGGCUGGGACUGUCGGAUCUCUCUGAAAAAGAGACACUUGACUUUCUCGAUGCCCCGGUGGAGCCUAAAGCUUUAUUUGUGGCGUCAGUCAUGGCCAUGAGGCAGCAGUGCGAUCUCCGGAAAAAAGAGGGAGAAGCAUUUGAGACAUGCCUCAUUGCACGCCCGUUUCAGCCUGCUCGCGCAAGCUUCACAGCACCUCAAAAAGGGGGACACAGCACCUCCACAAAGGAACCCCUUUGGGGGCGGUCUCUUUGAGGAAAGUGGUGACGACAGACACGUCACUCACAGGUUGGGGCGUGGUGUGCGAAGGCAGAAUAAUGAAUGGGGUUUGGCCUGAGUCACUACAAAAUGCGCACAUAAACUUUCUGGAGUUAUUUCCAGUGUUUCUAGCAUUGAAGCACUUUGUACAGUUCCUUCAAGGCCACCAGGUGUUAGUCAGUUUGGAAAACACGACAACAGUUGCAUACAUAAACAGAAAAGGGGGCGCCUGUUCGCCUUUCUGCAACACCUUUUGGAUAAGGUUAGAGCAUUCUCUGUGGUUAAGGUAUAUCUUGCAGCGAUAUCGGCAUGCCAUGUUGGGUUUGACUCGGGAACAGUUUGUCAACACCCUCUGGUGUGCAAGUUCAUGAAAGGUGCGCAGAGGUUACAUCCCAUCUCAAAACUGCUGAUUCUGCCGUGGGAUCUGUCCAUGGUUCUUUUGAGUUCAUAUAAAUUUUUCCUCAUAACAAUCAAACAAAAUAAAUGCAGUGCUGUUUAAGUUUCUUUAUUAUAGAGCUCUGCUUUUUGCCAAUGUCAGACUUAUUUAUGGUAUUUACGAUUUAAAAGACAUUUAUUUCGAAUCCUUGAAUAAGUUUGAGCGAAACAUUUGUGGGUGCUUGUAUUGUAUUGUAUCUUGAGGCUAUGCAUUGUAUCUUAUAGUGAAAUUUUAUCUUAUAGAAUAUCAUUACAUGCCUUAUAUAUACUAUAUAUAUAUACACCGAUCAGCCACAACAUUAAAACCAUCUGCCUAAUACUCUGUAGGUCCCCCUCUUGCUGCCAAAACAGCACCAACCCGAAUCUCAGAAUAGCACUGGUGUGUGUGUGUGUGUGUGUGUAUAUAUAUAUAUAUACAUACAGUGAAGGCUAUACAAUGCUUGAAAUUAAAAAUUUGAAAGAUUUCUUACAAAGGUGUACACUACAGUCUUCAAAAACAAAGGACAACUGGCUCUAACAAGGACAGAAAGAGAUGUGGAAAGCCAGAUGUACAACUAAACAAGAGGAUAAGUACAUCAGAGUCUCUAGUUUGAGAAAUAGACGCCUCACAUGUACUCGGCUGACAGCUUCAUUGAAUUCUACCCGCUCAACACCAGUUUCAUGUACAACAGUAAAGAGAAGACUCAGGGGUGCAGGCCUUAUGGGAAGAAUUGCAAAGAAAAAGCCACUUUUGAAACAGAAAAACAAAAAGAAAAGAAGCCAUCUGUUGUCAGUUACGAUGAUGCUGAUGAAGAGAAUGAAGAUGAUGAAGAUUCAGACAUAUUUGGAGGGUCUGAUAAUGAGGAAGAUGAAAUCAGAAAGGACACUGGCCUGUCAUCUUUUGCCGAUGAACUAGCAGCCAGAAUCAAGGGAGAAACUGCAAGCAAACCAGAAGUUGAUCGCACAUCAUUGUCAUCAGGUCCAUCCAUCUCACAGAAGAAGAGUAAAGCAAAGAAACAGCCAAAGCCUCAGGUGGAAGAUGAUAAGGAUAAGAUGUUCAAACCACCAAACAUGGAAGAUGAGGAAUAUUCCCCAUUUGGAGGGAAGGGUGGACUCUUUAGUGGAGGCAAAGGCCUGUUUGAUGAUGACGAUGAGGGAGAUCUGUUUUCUGAUGCACCUAAAAAUGAACCACCUAAGAAGGAACAGACUGUAAACCAAACAGAGCCCCUUAAAACAAAGAAAAUACCAACUGGCACUGUCUCCAUCUUUCCUGAAAGCAACCUGUUUAGCUCACCAAAUGAUUCAGAUUCAUUAGAAAGCAAAGACGGUAAUAGUCCAGCGAGGCCCAAAGUGCAGGGAGCUCCAAAACAUGCUUCGGUUGGUGUUGGGCUCUUUGAUGAAAAUAAUGAUGUUGACUUUUUCAGCGGGAAGACUCUUAAAAAAUCCACACGUGUUGCACAAGAGAAACAAAGGCCAAAGAAAAGAGUAGACCUGUUUGGGGGGGAUAAGGAGGAGGAUUAUGAUGAAGAUGGAGCUAUGUUCAGUGAGAAAUUCAGCACAGCUCCUCCCCAGCAUGACAAAAGAAUUGAGGGGGAAGAGGAGACCCGCCCUCCUGAGAAAAAGCUACCUGCUGGAGCCAUCUCAAUGUUUGGGCCUGGAACUAAAAAUAUACUGGUGGAGGGAUUGAAGAAACGGCAGCCUUCAACUAGUGAGGAGUCUGCAAAAUCUGAAGAGAGUGUACCUCCACCUGAAGCAGUCAAAUCUUCACCUCCCCUGAGAGCAUCAGAGAAAUCAACAAGCAAGGGCCUGUUCUCAGAUGAUGAAGACUCACAAAUAUUCCCAAGUGAGACUAAAAUUAAAUCAAAGCCUGCAACUCAAAACAAACCCAUUAAAGCUCCGCUCUCAAUAUUUGAUGAUGAAGAGGAGGAGGACCUCUUUACAUCGGCACCAAAGCCCAAUUCGGUUCAGGUCAAAAAACCAUCCCUACAACCCAAGAAACCUGUAUCAAGUGGACUCUUUAGUGAUGAUGAGGAUCAGUGGAUGAGCUCUAAGCCCAAUAAAGAAAGACCAGAGUUGAAGCCUGGCGGAAUGAAGCCUAGUGCUAGUGCCCCCUCCAGUCUACCCAGUGUCAAAGGACCACAAAAAGACAGCCUGUUUGAUGAGAAUGACGAUGAUGAUCUGUUUGCAGCCACAAAGGAGUCAAGUAAGAAGACAUCUCAGAGGGCAUCUCUUUUGUUUGAGGAUGAAGAUAAUAAUGAGGACAAAGAACCACUUUUUGGCUUCAAACCACCUGCAAAUAAAACUCCAUCUGAACCUAAGGCUUCUGGUGCUCCCUCUCUGUUUGACCCUGAGCAUGAGGGCAACUUGACCACUGCAGCAACAGAAAAGAUAGCAGAGGUGAAGAAGUCUGUGGAAUCCAUUCUGUCCUCUGAUGACAGCACUGAGAUAAAGAAGAAGCCGACAGGGGCAGUUAGUCUUUUUGGUGGCAUCGACAUAUUUGGAGACAAGCAAGAUACAAACAAAACUAAGAGCCCAGAGGAGAUUGCUGAUGGUGAAGACCUGCAGAAGGAGGGUCCACCUCCCAUGGAGAGAAAGGGGGCGAAGGCCAAGAAAACAGCACUGAGUCUUUUUGAUGAUGAUGAUGAUGAUGAUGAUGAUGAAGAUGAGAGCCCUGAUGAUAUAUUUCCUGCCCCUGAAAUAUCCAAACCAGCAGAAAAAAAUACACUUAAGGAUCAUGUGCCCCGCAUUAAGAGCACAGGUGUGUUUCAAGAUGAAGAGCUCCUUUUCAGUCACACGCAACAGAGAGACAACGAUCCGGAUGUAGACCUCUUCGCCACAUCUCCUAAACCAGCCGUGCCAUCCCAGAGCUCAGUAAAGCCUGGGGCCUCCACACUGUUUGGGGAGUAUGAUGAUGAUGAUGAUCUCUUCAGUUCAGCAAAGCCUAAAGCUCCUCCGAAAGUACCAGAGAAGCCCAGCAAACUGAAAACAGAUGACACUGACAAAUCAACACUGACGUCAAGCAAGGAGCCUUCAAGUCCUCUAAAAUCUAAAAAAACAUCUUCCAGGAUUGGAGAACUUCAAGCUAGUUUAGCUGUCAACCCUGCCAGCCUUCUGCCAGGCGCGGUUCCACAGAUUCUAGGAGCUGUCAGUGUAAUCCCUGGUCUGGCACCCUCUUCAUUCCCCGCAGCUGCCAGGCUACUGCCAGCUACUGAUACCUUCCCUAAUCGUCAGACCUCAAGUGAGGGAGGGGUGAGCUUUGAAUCUUCAGCUCAAGUGAACACUCUACAGAAUGCUAACAAGGGUCGAGCAAAGGGCGCAGGACGACGGCGACCCCAAACAAGGGCAGCAAGACACCUGGCUGCACAACAGUCUGUGGAAGCAGUUGGGGAGGAGGGUCUAGACCAGAGCUCCUCUACACAAGCUGUUGAACCAGAUAUGGCUGCUUCACUACCUACUUUUAAUCCUGUUUCAGUGCGGCCCUCAGCACUCACUAUACCUGUCACAACCCCUGCUGCAGCCAAGAGCACAGAUGUAGCAUUCAAGCCGAAGAGGUUUCUUGAUGCUGAAGAUGACCUGUUUGAUUCUGAUGAUCUCUUUGCCUCUGCAUCUGCCAUAAAGCCUCUUCCCUCAACAAAACACAAAACAAAGCGCUCUGAGGAAGGCCAUAAGAAAGCCUCCAAGACAGAGGCAGGCAAAACCCAGAAGAAAGACCUGGCCCCAUCUAUUUUUGACAGCCACGGCAAUGAUCUUUUUGCUAAAGUGAAACAGAAGCCGGUCCAGAAAGCAAAGCAGCCUGUGUCCUUCCUAGAUGAUGAAGAUGAUGAUGAUAUUUUUGGAGCAGGAAAGAGAAACAGUACAGAAAGUAAAAACUCCAAAACAGAAGUCAGCUCGACAAAACCAGACAUUUUCCAGGAUGAAGUUCAUGAACCUCCCAAAGCUCAGAAGAAAUCUAAGGACGUGUCUUUGGAUGCAAGUUUGUUUGAUGAUGAUGCUGACAUUUUUGCUGACUUGACUGGCACAACAAAGCCAAAGGAGAAGAAAGCAAAGAAGAAAGUGGAGACGAAAUCUAUAUUUGACGAUGACAUGGAUGAUAUCUUCUCGGCUGGGAGUACAAAACCAUCGGUAAAGCCGUCCCUCAAGUCAAAGAAGAACCAGAAUGCCCAGGAUCCCAGUUCAACAGCGGACACAGGCCACAGUAUUUUCGAUGAUCCCCUGAAUGUGUUUGGAGAAAACUAAGUCUGCUUCAUUGAUGUUAUUUGGAUAACUGUGUAGCAGCAAUGUUGAUGGACUAAAUGAAGGUAGACAUACUCUAACAAAUCCUAAUAGAUAACUUUUACAAGAAAACUGAGUAAAAGAUCAUGAGUCUAAUGGCUUCUAGAAAAUCAAAUGAUUGGUAAAUGAUGUAGCUGUCAUGAACUGGCAUUGUCAUCUGCAAGGGUUUUAUGUGUCUUUCAUUAGCACUUUAAAUGUGUCUGGUAAGGUAUAACGGAUGAUUUGUUUGAGACUGGAGACAUUUCUCUGAUAUUGUCAGCUGUAAAGAUUCAUUUUCAUCAUUGUGCCAUAACUCAAGCCCAUGCAUCAACACAAGUGCUCUGUCUUUUGUUCUUGAUGUUUUUAUAACUUGAUCUGUUGAAGUUUUUCUUGUGUUGCAUGUGAAAUGACUUUUGAAACUAAAGAAAAUAUAUUUUAUGAAACGUA